Molecule: messenger RNA, 2499 nt
Organism: Varanus komodoensis (Komodo dragon)
Lineage: Eukaryota; Metazoa; Chordata; Lepidosauria; Squamata; Varanidae
Product: chemokine-like receptor 1
Exons: 2
Coding region: 78-1043 (321 amino acids)
Biological process (GO): complement receptor mediated signaling pathway; positive regulation of cytosolic calcium ion concentration; inflammatory response
Cellular component (GO): plasma membrane
Molecular function (GO): N-formyl peptide receptor activity; complement receptor activity
Source: RefSeq, a predicted model, not a curated record
CAAGACAUCCCACCUUGGAAGCAGCUUGCAGCCUUCCGGCCCUCCACUGAAGACAUUCUGAAGCUGAGCACGGCACCAUGAAUGCCUCCUGUGGUCCCCACAACAGCUCACCUGUCGAAGAGGCUAUGCGUCACAUUGCCAUAGUGACCAACGUGAUCAUCCUGGUCCUGGGUGUUUCCGGCAACGGGCUGGUGAUGUGGGUUGUCGCCAAGCGGGAGAAGCGCAACACCUUCACCUCCAUCUGCUACCUCAACCUGGCUGUGGCAGACUUCCUCUUCUCUCUUGGCCGUAUCCCGGCCCUAGUACAGGAGAUCAUGUACACCUGCUGGCCCUUUGGCCUCGUCCUGUGCAAGCUUCACACCUUUGCCCGCUACCUCACUGUCUUCACCAGUGUCUUCAUCCUCACUGUCAUCAGUGUGUACCGCUGCUUGUUGAUCACACGGCCCGUCUGGGCCCGAAAUCACCACGGGCCACGCUAUCAAGCCCUGAUGUGCACUGGGGCAUGGAUCCUAGCCUUGGCCUUCAGCAUGCCCUACCUGGUGUUUCGCCAUACUGAAGAAAGAAAUGGAGCAACCUACUGUACCUACAGGAAAGGUCUCCGGGGGUCCACAGAGCUGCCCCUGAGGCUCAGCAGGUUCCUGGGAGGGUUCCUCAUACCCUUCAUCGUCAUUUUUUCAUCCUACCUGGUCAUGAUUUGCAAGCUUCACAGGCGGCGCUGGCAGGGCUCCCACCGGACCUUCGCUCUGGUGGCCAUCAUUGUGGUGCUCUUCUUCAUCUGUUGGCUGCCCCACCACAUCUUCGUGCUGCUCAGCACCAUCUCCAGUGAAAAGGACUCCUGGGGGAUUGGGCUCAAGCUGACCAAUGCCUUGGCAUACCUUCACAGCUGCAUCAACCCUCUGCUGUAUUGCUUUGUAGGCUACAUCCGGACCCGGGGCCUGCACCGCCGCGCUUCCUUCCUGGGGCUCUUCCGAAAGGCACUAACUGAGGAGGAUGAGGAGUACACUGGAGCAGAAACAUCUCGGAGCCUUAGUCAGAAGACUUAAGGGCUGGAUUUCUCAAAGCGUUGACCUAAUCAGCAAGAGCCCUGGCCACAUCGCACUUCCAAAAAAGAUGGAAGCUGUAAUAGUUGUAGCUAGAGAAUCGGUCACCUUAAUGCUUGACUUUAAUUCUGGUUCUGUGACCUUGUUCAUGCCCAGUGUCAUUACUCCAGGCCUUGAGAUGCCUUCAAGAAAGGUCUCCUCCUCAGGGGCCUUGCUUUCUCCCAUUGCCCGCUCGCUCACACUCAGUUUCUGGGCCCUAGAGAGACCACUUGCCCAGAGAGGGAGGGCAGGUGUGUAAAGCAAGCAAAAAUAGCUGCUGCUGCUCCUUCUGUUUGCUUUUGGCACUCGUGCACUUCCACAGCAAGUGGGGCUUUGGCGGGAUGUUGGAGGUCAGCAACCAGCCCCCUGCCAAGGUAUGCACCCUGGCAAGUCCCCAACCAGACCAACCCCUGAUGGCACCCUAACAGCAAAGUGACUUUUGAUCACUUAGGUAUUAUAACACCCUUCAAGACUCAUGCCUUGAGGGUGCACCUCUAUACCUGUUUAGAGACAAAAACGCUUACAACUCCCAGCAUGCCCCUGCCAGCCAGAAUCUCUGCUCAGUAAAGGCCAUCCUCCUUGAGGAGACUGAUGGUCAAGUUGGUCCUGCAAUGUGAUGGCCUCCAUUGUGGUGCGAGCAGUCUGGCCCGCAGUUCAGACAAUUGCUGAGCGGCUGGACCCCCUUUCUUAACACCUGCAACUUCCCACUCAAAAGCCCAAGGUGAUUGAGACCAUCCGAGGAAUGAAGGGUCUGUUCUCAUUUUGGAGGACAAUGAAGAAAGACACAGCUAGGUAAGGCUAUUCCAGCUGCCCGGGGGGUGCUAACUGAACCGACGCCGUGUGGGUACAGUGGAGGUCUAGCAAAGAUUGUGCUUGUUGCCUAGUCCAACACCAGCGGCUGUGCUAGGGUGGCACCAGGAGGGACUUUGGGAUGUGAGGUUGGCCCCAGUUGUGGUGAACUAGUGCAGCUGUGUGCACUUGGGCCCGAGGGCCCCGUGCCAAUGCAGAGAGGAAGAAAGGGGUGCAGCAUAAAGAGUGCAAAGCCCCCGCCCUGGCCGAGCCUGGUGCAAAACGCCUGCCUUCUGACUUCGCCUGGACAACAGAGCAGGACCUUCAGCUUAAGCCAUUUGUUUCAAAGACUAUUGCCCUGGAGAACAAGAGUGACGAUGGACUACUCUGUCUGAGGACAGCUCCUAAUUCCACUAAGCCGACUGUUGAUCGCACACACACACAGUUCAAAUACAGGCCAUCAAAGCUGGGGGUGGAAGUGGGUGGGUGCAUAGGUUGGAACGAGGAGUAACUCAGGAAAUUGUACUUGGAGUUGAAACCACCCUCUGUUCCUGGCAACAUUAAUGUGUUCAACCGUUCUCACUUCUGAGCUUGGUGUUAUGAAAUUCAGCAACAUGAUCAUCCCAAAGCA